ACAGAGACCAAUGAAAAUGUCCAACGCCGCACGCUCCGCCUUUUCCUCUAAGACUGACCAAUGGCAUUCAACUUCCAAAGUCGCGCAACAUUUCCUUUAUCCCUUCUACCUUUGUUGUACGAUAUCUAUAUUUUUUCUUUUUAAUAUGUAAUAUAUAAAGUACACUGAAGAAUUCACGGUGUCGAAUCGGAUGAAGAUCUCCCAAAGCUUCGAUUUUUUGUUUAACUUUCCGAGGUCUCAAUGGAAGCCCGCUAACGACAACGAGCUAGCUAACGUUACAGGAGCUAACUUUAGCUAGCAGCUAGCUGUGUAUAUUCGUGUUAUUGUUCUGACUGAAGAACAUAUUUCAAGAGAAGAGCUUCAGUUCCGUUAUCAAAAUGACGUCUGCCUCUGCGAAGGUGGGUGAGAUUUUCUCAGCAGCAGGAGCUGCCUUCACUAAGUUGGGAGAGCUGACCAUGCAGCUGCACCCAGUGUCAGACUCCAGCCCUGCAGGAGCCAAAUGGACGGAGACAGAGAUCGAGAUGCUGCGUUUGGCGGUGCGUCGAUUUGGAGACGACCUCAACAACAUCAGCACUGUAAUCAAAGAGCGUACUGUAGCUCAGAUAAAGAGCACGGUGAAGAGGAAGUUGUACGAGGACAGCAGAGUCCCUAUUUCCUCUGAAUCCCCGAAGAAGACUGUCAAAAAAGUCGCAAUGACGCCGACGCCGGCCCCUGCUGCUCCCGCCAUGAUCGCCGUGCCGACCUCACAGGUUGUCGUGGCGACGGGCAUGCAGAACAGCCCCUCUUUGGCCCCACCCAUCAAGAAACAGAAGACUGCAGAUGUGACACUCAGCGCUCUGAACGACUCCGACGUGAACAGCGACCUGGUGGACAUCGAAGGACUUGGCGAUGGCUCCUCCAACAAGAAACUCAACUUUGACCAAGAGAGCCUGAAUCUGGACUCCAGCCUCAUCAUGAACUCCAGUGACCUCCCCCUCCUGUCCCGCUGACCUUUGACCUCUCAGCUGACUCCCAGGACUGCAGAAACAUCCAGAAGCGUCGUAUCGAUCCGCCUCUCAAACACGUAUACUUAUUUUUUUUUAACGCAAAGGCUCCUCUGUUACUCUCCUGUUACCUGAUGUUCAUCUGUUGAUAUUUACACACAAUUCUGUGCAUCAAUGUGUGAUUUUUAAGUUUGAGGUAUAAGAGAACAAAUACGUUUGCCUGAAAAUGUUACUUUGAAUCAAAUUCCUUUACAUUAACAAAAGUGACAAAUAAGAAGCCACCAAAUUUAAAACAACUGAUCACGUUUUUUUUAAGAAGACAUUUUAACCGAUGAACUUCAGGUCACAUUGUUUUGUUGCUUUUGUGGCAGAAUUAUGUUUUGAUCAGUGAGUUUUAGUUUUCAGGUCAGUUUCUGUUUCAGUCUCAGAAAAAGGGCAGAAAAGAAACGUGUCAGUUAUCAUGAAGAAUAAUGUGGAGCUACAGGUCAGUUUCAUCAUCUGCUUCAAAGUGUGUAAAGCUGUAGAGGCGCUUUGAUAUGAAGAAACAAUACGUUUAGGACGGAAAUAAGUUGAUAAAUCAUUCACUCAAAUUAGUCAUUUGUGGUUUCAGUACUUAUUUCAUCCCUUGAUUUAAUUAUUGUGCAUCGAUCAGUGGCCUUUGGUCCAGUGUGUCCAUGUGUUACGUACUUAACAAUUCAGUCACAUCUUCCAAUUUAUUAAAAAUAAACACAGUGAUGUUUGAAAAAAAAUGCCCUGCUUUCUGAGGCUAUGUGUCCAGAAUCCUCAAAGACUCUUUGAUGAAAAAAUAUUUGAUCAGAUGCACAACAAAAAUGUUUAAACCUGAUUCUUAGGUUGCGCCUGUAAUUCCUGAUCUCGGCAGCUGUUAUUAGUAAAUUUAUUUUGUUACACUGAAUGUAACACAGGCUGAACGUAAUUGCGUGUUCUUAUAUGAGAAUGUAAAAUAUUGGGGAAAAAAAUCAGCAUAUACCAAAAUAACUGAUAAUGCUAUUAAUAGUACUGAUUAAUUUUGAUUCACGUUGACAAAUCAAACAAGAAGUUCUGUCAUUUCUGGCCACCAUCUUUGUUUUAAUCUGGAAAAAGAAAAAAAAAAGAUUCUG
This is a messenger RNA of Chelmon rostratus (copperband butterflyfish), 2101 nucleotides long. Its product is annotated as chromatin complexes subunit BAP18-like. The transcript is spliced from 6 exons. Gene Ontology annotation, cellular component: MLL1 complex; NURF complex. The record is from RefSeq and is a predicted model, not a curated record. NCBI's taxonomy places the organism in Eukaryota, Metazoa, Chordata, Actinopteri, Chaetodontiformes, Chaetodontidae. The coding region runs from base 378 to 989 and encodes 203 amino acids.